AUGAACGGCAUGCCCUCUGGAGCCAGAGUCCUUGGCUCGGCCGGUCCGAUCCACUAUGUGCUGAGCAUUGAAGAGGACCUGCUGCACCCAUCCAGGAAGCUCCUGGCCUCCGCUGCGUCCGGCUGGCGGCGAACGUGUUGGUGGGACGCGCGGUCAUGCGCCUGCGAGCGGCCGGCUAGCCUCCGCGCCUCCCUGCAGAGAACCGCCGUCUCCGCCCUCCUCGCCGGGGCGCUGCUCGAGGCCACCGCGUCCGUCGGCGCCCGCAGCGGACUCCCCGGCGUCGCCGUGGGCUCCACGGGCAGGGCCAUGCUCAAAGAACGCCAGCUGUGCGGCGCAGUGGCGGCGUCCAACGUCAUGCCCGUCAGCGUGGCGGGCAUCAGCAAGGAGCUGGCGGACCUGCAGCACCUGGUGCAGUUCCCCGAGGAGAUCGCCAGCAUCCUGACGGAGCAGGAGCAGCAGCUGUACCAGCGCGUCUUCCCCCUCGACUACCUCUGCUUCCUCACCCGCGACCUGGGCACGCCCGAGUGCCACAAGCGCCACCCGCACCUCAAGGCCUCCCUGUCCGCCCCCACCAUGCCCACCCAGAGCAGCCGCCGCAACGGCGUGGAGGACCUGGUCACCCGCUUCAACGAGGUGAGCUCCUGGGUAACCUGGCUGAUCCUGACAGCUGGCUCCAUGGAAGAAAAGCGUGAGGUCUUCUCCCACCUGGUCCACGUCGCCAAGUGCUGCUGGAACAUGGGCAACUACAACGCCGUGAUGGAAUUCUUGGCCGGCCUCAGGUCCCGUAAGGUGCUGAAGAUGUGGCAGUUCAUGGACCAGUCGGACAUCGAGACCAUGCGCAACCUGAAGGACGCCAUGGCGCAGCACGAGUCCUCGUCCGAGUACCGAAAGAUGGUGAACCGCGCCCUCAACAUCCCCGGCUGCAAGGUGGUGCCCUUCUGCGGCGUCUUCCUCAAGGAGCUCAGCGACGCUCUGGACGGCUCCGCCAGCUUGAUCAGCCUCCGCCCCAAAUUCGACGCCCAGGAGGACUCCAUCGAGUUUGUCACAGACUACAACGGCCAGGACAACUUCCUGCAGCGGGCGGGGAAGGACGGCCUCAACAACCCCGAGAAGGAGGCCACGGUCAGCAAUAUCCUGCAGACCAUCCGCAGCUGCAACCGCAGCCUGGAGUCGGAGGAGGGGGAGGACAGCGGGCGCGAGGGCACCUCCUCCCGCAAGAACUCCUUCAAAGAGAGGAGCAGGAACCAUUCACUCCCUGUCAGGAAAACAUCCGAUUCAAGCCACGUCUUGUUCAUAGUGGGGGACCUCUCGGACUCAGAUGGAGAUUUGUCAGAACAGGCCAAGGAGGUGGAGUUCCAGGGGGUGGAGGAGACGCAGAAGGCCUUCACCCACGGGACGGAGCUCAUCCCCUGGUACGUGCUCUCCAUCCAGGCCGAUGUCCACCAGUUUCUCCUGCAGGGGUCCACCGUCAUCCACUUCGACCAGGAGUCCCACCUGACGGCCCGCUGCUUCCUGCGGCUGCAGCCCGACAACUGCUUCCUGACCUGGGCCCGGCCCCAGAGCAGCGGCCUCAGCAACUGCAAGCCCCAGUACUUCGGGCAGGUGGUGCUCAACGGCCUGACAGAGGGCUUUCUGGACAUUUCCGUCGUGAAGGCCGUCUUCAUGGGCCACCCGGCAGUGGACAUCCACGCCGUGUGCCUGCAGAACAAGCUGUGCAACAUGACCCAGGAGGAGAACGGGAUCACCCUGCUCUACGGCCUCAACACAACCGACAACAAGCUCCUGCACUUUGUGGCCCCCAAGUUCACAGCCCGCAUGCUGUACGACGGGCUGAAAGAGCUCGUCAGCGCGGUGAGGAAAAUGAAGAGGUUUCCUGACCAGAGGCUUCAGUGGCUGAGGAGACAGUAUAUUAGCAUCUAUCAGGAGGACUGCAGGUAUGAGGGCCCGACGCUGGCCCAGGCCAUAGAGCUGUUCGGAGGCCGUCGCUGGAACAUGGGCACUUCAAGCACGGAGAAGCCCGGCGCGCAGAAGAACAGCCCCCUGGGAAUUAACACCACCAAGAAAAAGAAGAAGGCCCUCAUGAGGGGUGACAGCGGGGACGCCACGGACGAUGAAAUGGUGUCGCGGAAGACCAGGAGCUGUAAGGAGUCCCUGGGCCGGAGCGGGUCGGACCCCACCGACAGCGUGGAUCCGGAGGAGCAGGAAGAUGGCAGUGCCCUGGGCCUCCCCGGACCCCUGUCCUUGUCGGCUAGUAAAGGCCAGUCCCCCAGUGGCUCCUCCUCCUCCUCCUCCAGCAUGUGCUCCUCCACCCCCGCCCGGCCACUCUCCUCCCCCAUCCUGCCCUCCGGCUCCAAACCUCAGACAGGGGCCUGGAGCAGCCGUAGCUGGCACGGGCGGGGGAAGGGCUGCCUCAGGGGCUUUCAGAACUUCAUGAUCUCCGACAGCAUCAUGAGCUUCACCGAGUUCGUGGAGCUCUUCAAGUCCUUCAGCAUUCGAAGCCGGAAGGACCUUAAGGACUUGUUUGAUGCUUACGCUGUGCCCUGUAGCCGCUCUGCCCAAGAAUCUGCUCCCCUCUACACAAACCUGAGAAUUGAUGACAAGGUCACCGGGCUGCAGCCUGACCUUGACCUCCUGACACGCAACGGCUCUGACUUGGGCCUCUUCAUCCGGACCAGGCAGCAGAUGUCGGACAACCAGAAGCAGAUCUCGGAUGCCAUUGCGGCGGCCAGCAUUGUGACCAAUGGCACGGGCGUGGAGAGUGCCUCCCUGGGGGUUCUGGGCAUGGACAUCCUGCAGCUCAAUGACUUCCUUGUCAACUGCCAGGGGGAGCACCUCACCUAUGAUGAGAUCCUCAGCAUCAUCCAGAAAUUUGAGCCAUCUGUGAGCAUGCGCCAGAUGGGCUGGAUGUCUUUUGAGGGUUUUGCAAGGUUUUUGAUGGACAAGGACAACUUUGCGUCCAAAUGCGAGGAGUCUCAGGUGGAUGAAGAAGACCUUCAGUACCCACUGUCCUAUUAUUACAUCGCCUCCUCACACAACACGUACCUCACGGGUCACCAGCUGAAGGGAGAGUCCUCCGUGGAGCUCUACAGCCAGGUGCUGCUUCUGGGCUGCAGGAGUGUGGAGCUGGACUGCUGGGACGGAGAUGAUGGGAUGCCCAUUAUUUACCACGGUCACACCCUGACUACCAAGAUCCCCUUCAAGGAUGUUGUGGAGGCCAUUAACCGGACAGCAUUCGUCAAUUCUGACAUGCCUGUCAUUCUAUCCAUUGAAAACCACUGCUCCUUGCCCCAGCAACGGAAAAUGGCAGAAAUCUUCAAGACGGUGUUUGGGGACAAGCUAGUGACGAAGUUCCUGUUCGAGAGCGAUUUCUCCGAUGACCCCCUGCUCCCCUCCCCUCUGCAGCUGAGGGGCAAGAUCCUCUUAAAGAACAAGAAGCUGAAAGCGCACCAGGCCCCCGUGGACAUUCUCAAACAGAAGGCACACCAGCUGGCCCACAUGCAGGCGCAGGCUAGCAACGGCACCUCGGCCAGCAGUUCCCCUGGCAACAAUGAGGAUGAGGAGGAGGAGGAAGAUGAGUAUGACUAUGACUACGAGUCCCUUUCUGAUGCUGACGUCCUCACUGCCACUACUGCCCCUUGUGGACAGGAAGAUAAUAUCCUGGACGAUCGGCCAGAGGGGAAAUCAUCCAGCGACAAGCUCCAGUACGAGUCCAACGACGAGAUGCCGAAGAGGAUGAAGAAAGCAGACAGCUCCACUCAGAGCAAAGGGAAGAUUUUUGAUAUGGAGCUGGGGGAGGAGUUUUAUCUUCCCCAGAACAAGAAAGAGAGCCGACAGAUAGCUCAGGAACUCUCUGAUUUGAUCAUAUACUGCCAAGCUGUCAAGUUCCCAGGCCUUUCCACCCUGACUCCGUCGGGCUCUGGCAGAGGGAAAGAUCGUAAGAGCAGGAAAUCCAUCUUUGGCACCAAUCCUGGUAAAAGCAGCCCCGGGGAGACAGUGACGCUGGUCCGUGCCCCAGGGAAAGGUUCCUUAGAAGGCAUGCGGCUGAGCUGGGAGGAGCAGACGUCGCCGCUGCUGAGCACCGGCGCCUCCCUGAGCGCCAUCAUCCGCACGCCGCGCUGCUACCACAUCUCCUCGGUCAACGAGAACGCGGCCAAGCGGCUCUGCCGCCGCUACUCGCAGAAGCUGAUCCAGCACACCGCCGGCCAGCUCCUGCGCACCUACCCCGCCGCCACGCGCAUCGACUCCGCCAACCCCAACCCGCUCACCUUCUGGCUCCACGGCAUCCAGCUGGUGGCGCUCAACUACCAGACCGACGACCUGCCCAUGCAGCUGAACGCGGCCGUGUUCGAAGCCAACGGGGGCUGCGGCUAUGUGCUCAAGCCGCCCGUGCUGUGGGACAGGAACUGCCCCCUCUACCGGAACUUCUGCCCCCUGGAGCGGGACGUGGAGAGCAUGAGCCCCUCGCUCUUCUCCCUGACGAUCGUGUCGGGCCAGAACGUGUGUCCCGGAAACACCACGGGCAGCCCCUGCGUGGAGGUGGACGUCCUGGGCAUGCCGGUGGACAGCUGCCACUUCCGCACCAAGCCCAUCCACCGGAACACCCUCAACCCCAUGUGGAGCGAGCACUUCCUGUUCCAGGUCUACUUUGAGGACAUGGCCUUCCUGCGCCUCGCCGUGGUGGAGAACAACAGCUCGCAGGUCACCGCCCAGAGGAUCCUCCCCAUCAAAGCCCUCAAAGCAGGGUACAGACACCUGGGGCUGAGAAACCAGCACAACGAGGCCCUGGAGGUGUCCAGCCUGUUCAUUUACAGCCGGAGAACUGAGGAAAGCCCUUCCGGAAACUCCAUACCCGCUUCUGUGCUGUUCGGCACAGACGAGCGUCGGGCUGCGGCUCAGUCCAGGGUCACGGUUCAUGGAGCCCCGGGCCCAGAGCCCUUCACUGUGGUGUGCGUGAGUGAGAAGACCACCGCCCGGCAGCUCCUGUCCACUUUGCUGCCCUCCUCCCCUGUGUCGGACUAUUACCUGUCAGAGGAGAAGCUGAGCCUGUCAAAAGAGAGGAGCGAUACCAAGAAGCCGCCCCAACAGCGCCCCCUAGCGCCGGAGGAGGAGAUCCUGACAGUGAUCAGCAGCUGGACUCCGGAUGAGGGCUACGUGGGAAGGAUUUGCCUAAAAACCAAAGAAGAGAACCUGAAUGAAAAGAACUCUGUGUCAGAGGGGGUGGAGGAGGUGACCAGCAGCACGGAGGAAGACACCUUCUUCGUUCAGGUGCACGACGUGUCCCCAGAGCAGCCGCACACCGUCAUCAAAGCCCCACGCUACAGCACUGCCCAGGACAUCAUCCAGCAGCAUGCAUGCAAACACCUUGAAUCAACUCCACCAGCAUUUGAAACGACUCUAAGCAAGGCCAAGUACUCCUGCAGCAUCCUGAGCAACCCCAACCCCGGCGACUACGUCCUCAUGGAGGAGGUUUCCAAGGAGACCACCAACAAGAAGGCGUCCACGGGCAAACCCCUCCAGCGCAUCCUCUUCGACCACGAGUGCGUGUUCCAGGCCCAAACCAAGUGGAGAGGAGCGGGGAAGUUCAUCCUCAAGCUGAAGGAGCAGGUUCAGACGGCCCGCGAGGACAAGCGGAAGGGCAUCUCCUUCGCCAGCGAGCUGAAGAAGCUGACGGGCCGCAGCCGCAGCGUUUCGGGCGGGGCGCAGCCCCCCGCGGAGAGCGCGCACAGACGUUUUCCUAAUGGACUCAAAGCCUGGAUGGCAGAAGGCAUGAUGGAGGCAGAGAGACUCCUGGGCGGUGACCCCGCCCGACACGGGCCCCGCCCCCGCGGCCCCGCCUCGUCCCCCUGGUCUUUCCCCCUGCUGCGAAACUGGAAACUGCCAAAAUGAGCCCCGGUUCCCAGACAGCGCAUGCUAAGCGCCACCUGAGGAACACGCUUAUUUAGGAUCGUCCUCCCCCCCCC
This is a messenger RNA of Anguilla anguilla (European eel), 5960 nucleotides long. It is a transcript of the gene plce1, whose product is annotated as phospholipase C, epsilon 1. The transcript is spliced from 35 exons. Gene Ontology annotation, biological process: phosphatidylinositol-mediated signaling; small GTPase-mediated signal transduction; lipid metabolic process. NCBI's taxonomy places the organism in Eukaryota, Metazoa, Chordata, Actinopteri, Anguilliformes, Anguillidae. The record is from RefSeq and is a predicted model, not a curated record. Gene Ontology annotation, molecular function: phosphatidylinositol-4,5-bisphosphate phospholipase C activity; guanyl-nucleotide exchange factor activity. The coding region runs from base 1 to 5886 and encodes 1961 amino acids.